This is a messenger RNA of Cladocopium goreaui, 6087 nucleotides long. NCBI's taxonomy places the organism in Eukaryota, Dinophyceae, Suessiales, Symbiodiniaceae. The record is from the annotation of a GenBank genome assembly.
AUGCGGCAAGAAGGGCCCGCCCAGGCCACUGACGGUCACGUCUCGUGCAGUCAAGAUGAAGUUGUCUUUGCGACGGAGCCGGAAGUGAAGGACUUCAAUGACGACGAGACUGAUGUGUCCAGUCGUGUCGCAAUCAUGUUGCAGAAACUGGAAGAGUUGGAAGCGGCUGGUGCCCGUUCUACAUACGAAGCGCAACACCUCAUGGUUGCUCGUGACAAGAAGCCACUUAGUCUCUUCGAUUGGAAGAUUUGGAGCAUGGCCAAACCUCGGCUCUGGCGGUAUGGUGACGCUUCGAAUCUGUUUGACCGCGAAGAACCUCUGUCGACUGCAGAAUGGACGGCGUGUAUGCUACGGCGUGAGGAGAUGGUGUAUUCUCUGGACAGUGAUGAGACUCCAUACACGGCCCCUGUCAAGAAUCGAUUUACAGGAGAUUGGGUGGCUUUGCACAUGAUGUCAACCAUUUGUCGUCUGACCGAUCAACGCAAUGCUUCGUACAACUUUUUGAAAAAUGGUGGUAUGGCUUUCGCGAAGAACCUGCAAGAGUUGCGAGCAUCAGAUUUAGCACUUGCUGCCAGAGUGGUUGAACCAACGUGGGGUGACUCUCUGCAGCAAGUGCUGAAGAAUGAUGCUGUGCCUCGGAAGGUCAAAGCUUGCUUCGAGGCGAUGCAGGCUGCGUCCGCCAAUGUUGUCGGCACAGAUGGACAUCGUAGACAUUGUCGCCACGAAGGGUGGGCUUACAUGGAGAUGUUUGGUCCUCCGUUGGUUUUCUUGACGCCGAAUAUUGCAGACACUCAGCAUCCUUUGCUCUUGGUCAUUCAAGGAGAAACAGUGGAUCUGGGCGGAGUGGCAGCUGACAUGCCAGAGACGCUGCCGAAGUACCGGGAUAUGAUGCGGCGCCUUGCCCAAGAUCCGGUCGCCCAGACUCUGCAAUUCGAGUUUCUGAUGCGUUUGUUCCUGCAGCACGUGCUGAACGUUCGCCCCGAGACGUUGGAUUGUCGCCGCGGCGGUGUGCGCGCGUUUGCGCGAGAGUGGUGCAGCGAUGGGGCGGCCGCUGCAUCCACGGGCGCCGGCAUGUUGGGCCCGGUCGCCGCUUUCCGCGGCGAAAUCGAAGCCCAAGGGCGCGGCUCCUUGCAUCCGCAUGUUCUGGUCUGGUUACUAUGCGGUCAUUUGGAUGUUAUGGGACAGCUCGCAGAUCUUUUGAAGCACAACAAAGUGGAACUCCAACUACGUUUGAAGCAUUUUAUGCAAAUGGUAGUUGCCAGUUUCGAGUCUUUGUCGCAAGCCUCCGUGCAAGCGGCGCCACGCCUCUUCGACGGCAACUCCAUGUCGAAGAGCGUUGGCAUCAGUCAAGUGGCCCGCAACCUGUCGAAGUACGACGGCGGCAGUGAUUUGAUCUUGCUGCGAGAAAUGCCGGAGCUGACAACCGAACAGCAGCAGUACUUGGAGUCCGCUGCAGAAGCUGACUGGAGACGGCCGCUGGUGCCGGUGGAUGAUGGCUCAGGUUUGUUGCCCAAUAUUUUCAGUCAGCCAAUCAACAACUUGGCGGUGGCGCAAACACCGCAGUAUCGGCUGCGCAGUGUACUCUGCGCAGCCGAUACUGCGGACAUUGACGCCGCAGCGUGGCAGCUCGCAUUUGCAGAGGACUUGCAUAGUCUGAUGCCGACGCUGCUACGGCAUGCCUGCAGCGAAUCGUGCUACAAAUAUUCUGAUGCGAGCUCCGUGCGCUUCAAGAUCUGCAGGCAUGGCUUCUACCACGUGGUGAAUGUCUUCGAAGGUUGUCGUGUGCGACGCAAGGGCAAGGCAUUGCGUCCAAGCAUUCACAUUGGAUCAGAAGCAGAAGCUGAUUACGGCAUGCAAGGUCGCAUGCGCCCUAUUCAGCUGACGCCUUUCGAGUGUCAGACUUGUUAUGGCGGCUUGGUCGCCGGUCGUCACAACUUGGAUUUGCAAGAUAUGAGGCGUGUGCUUGAUCCUGCACUGUGGUUAGAUUCCGACGAGCAUUUGCCCCAUGUUGGCUUCACUGAUUCCUUGGGUUACAUGGCUUGGUAUGAAUGGAAUGGCAAAGCUUAUGAGGUUCGUUCUGACGCGCCGACUACUGCAGUGUCAUGGUUAAGUCGCAGAGAUUGGGCGCCAGACUUUCGAUCUGCUUGGCUGACGGCUCAUCAACAAUUCAUGGAGAAAGAAGGCGAGCCUGUCACCAGCGACGCACAAGAUGAGGACGCGCCAAUGCCGCCAGCAGAAGACCAAGAACAAGAUGUGCGCAUGGCAAACGCGGAAGACACAGACGAUGCCACCGCUGAACUCACACGAGCCAUCCGCUGCGGUAUCAGUGAAGCAUUCUGUGAUGGCAUCAACAGCGGCUUCUACAUCAACAGCUAUACCACCAAGCCUGGACCUGGUUUAGCUGGUAUGUUGGAAGAGCUCCAAAAAGGCAGACGUGGUGUGCUUUUUGCCGAAACAUUGAAGACAUUGUCUCGCCUGUCGUCUUCCUAUCGUCGAUGUCAUUGGAAAAGUGCCAGUGAACUCAUCUUCCCUUUGUUGUUUCAGCACAUGACCUUUGCGUCGCAUCGCACCUGGAAGCUAUAUGUGAAAAAGGCAAUUUUUUUCGCUGUGGAAGCUUGGAGGCAGCAGUAUGGCGAGAGUGUUUUGCGACCGAAGGAGAAUCUGGAUGUUGCUUCUGAUCCAGUGGUGUUUCGUCGCGAUGGCCUUGAUCCAGUGACCUUGGUUGGUUGGAAGAAGGUUGCACGCGUAGACCAAGAAACUGGUGAGAGUGUCUAUGUUUAUGUUGGUCCUCAUGGGCAAAAUUGUGCUGAUUUGGACGAAGCAUUUGCUGUGUACGAUUCAUCGGUUGAUUUGGACAGAGGUGGUCCAGGGAAAAAGGCCCAACAAAAAUUGACAUUCAUAGAAGAACUGUUAAAGAUUCACCAGGUGACAGAAACCGUGGCACGAGACGACACUGAAUCGGGUGAGGCCACCAACUUGAGAGCUUUGCAAGCUACUGGAGAAGAUGUUGCUGUUCUUGAGGGAUCAUCUUUGUUGAAGUCAUCGAGGCCGUUGGCAGUGACUACAAGCAGUCUGGAGGAUUAUCUGUUUCGUGGGUCACAUCCUUUGCUUGCAGGAUUGAGUUGGUCAACAUACGGUAUGUGGGUCUACCGCAUCGAGUUGCCGCCGCGCGCAGAGCGGUCGGUUCGAGCAGCCAUACCUCGUUAUGUUGAUGUGUACUUCGACCCAGCCUACAAGUUGUACCAGACUCAUGCCCAACGCAUCAGUACUGAGCCUCGUGUUCCUAUGUUUGAAGGCUUCACAAUGCCUCCGUUGACUUUGGACUCUGAGCGCAACGCUAUGUACAAACAGGUGCAAUGUCGUCCUACCGCAAUCCUUGCCGACGAGAACGUCGAGCAGGAUGCGGAGACAUUGGUGUUGGAAGCUUUUAAGCACUAUUCCACACCAAAAAAACGCGUCCCUGGAGAGGAUAUGUCGGAAACGGCUGCCGUUGCCUUCACCCGAUCUUUGCUUGAAUGGCAGGAUGACAUGAAACGAGAAGCAACGAUCGCCAGAUACCGCUUUGCUGCCCGUCAACAAUAUCCGUCUUUAUGGGAGACAGCUGAAAUGGUUGCUUUGCUGGAAGAGAAGUUGAGUUUGGCGACAGGCACCACAGUGACAACUCCAGACACAGACCCUGAUCGGUUGAAGCCACGGUGCACUGCAGCACAAUAUUCUUCUAUGUUGGCCGAAAGUCGUAUUGCGCAUCUGGAGGGAUUGGCGCGAGCCAGGCAACAGAAACCGAAGCGGCGCCGCGACACUGAUGCGCGGCUCUAUGAAGAGUAUGUGAAGAUCACCACGGCUGGAGAGAAGGACGACGAUGAGGCUGCUGACAAUCCAGAGGAAGAGAUGGAAGUUAGUGUUGCGACAAAGCCAUCGGAAGUCUUUCAACCCAUCGUGUUCCAAGCGAACGCAGAAGAGCAGAAGAAACUGUUGCUGUUCGAAUGCCAAGGGCGACACAAUCAGUACACAAAAGAUUUUCUGGAGGAGGCGUGGAUCAAGAAUGAUUUGUUCGAAGCGGCUGCUAAGUGGAAGAGCUGCAGCAAACACGACCUGCAUGCCGUGUUUCAUGCAUUGAACAGCUUGUCACCAGACCGAAGAGCAGACGUCUUGGAUGGACCACGUACCGGAGCAGUCGCAGAAGAGGAAGCAGCGCCCAUGGACACGGGCGAGGACGACCGCCACGUCUUUUUGAAGAAAUGUUUACCUCGACUGCCUGCUGAUUGUGUUCGCUUCAGCCAGCAACGGGUUUACAGCAAGCCUUCUGACUUAGUGAAAGCUAUGAUUCAAGCAUUGCCUGCCAACAGGCGCUUGAACGAGGACCAGGAAAUUUUCAUGAUGCGCUUUGCCGAGGUGCUCGACGUUGUCUACGAGCAAGAAGUCGCAGAGCAGCCGCCCGACAAGCGACAUGUGUACCACAUGCUCCUUCUGGGUCAAGGCGGCUCUGGCAAGACGCACAUCGUGCAGAAUAUCAUUUUUCCAGUGGUCCAUUUCAUUUGGCCAGCAGACAAUGAGGCAGAGACCCUGAUGGUUGUGGCCGCCAAGAAUGCGCAGGCCAAAAACAUCUCCACAGAGCAGGUGCGGGCAAGGACAUUACACGGAGCCGCGCUGCUCGGUGUCCAGUCCCUGACCAACAGCAACAUGGCGGCCGGCUCCAAAGAAAACGCGCUACAAAAACUCUGGGGCUCGGUUCGCGUGUUGGUCGUGGAGGAGAUCAGCAUGGUAUCUGCUUUGUUGUACAACAUGUUGGACUAUCGAGCGAUGCUGGGUCGUCGUGUCGUUUUCAAAGUGGACCGACACACCUACACAAAAACUGGUUGUGCUUUUGGUCGCGUGCCGAUUGUUCUGCACCUUGGUGAUUUCUUUCAGCUUCGUCCUACUGCGCAGUUGUCGUUGCUGGACGACUUGGAAGCGAAGGACGACGAUGGGAAUUAUGUCUAUCAGGACGUGCCAGCAGAGGUGCAGCAUGCACAGCAACUUUUUGGCUCGAUUCCAGAUGUUUUCGAGCUCCGUGGCACAAUGCGAUUCAAACCUGGUGACCCUUUGAUUGACAUUUUGCAGCACAUGCGGUUUGGCAAACGCUUUCCCGAUUCGUUGUGGGCAAGGUUGCAGGAAAGGUUUGCGGUAGAUGUUUCUCCUGGUGUGCAAGAUGCACGGUUCGACGAAGCCAAGUUUCGCGAAGGAUACGGCAUGUCGAUUUACUGGGCCUCUUUGGGUCGCAUGAUGUGCCGCAGAGCGCUCAUGGAUGCUGUCCGCCUGGCACAUCCAUUAGUUUUGCUUCAGGCAGCUGAUGUGUGCAGUGACCUGGACAAGGAGACUGCUUUCCGCUUCUUGAACCGUCCGAAUCCCUACCGCACUGGUCAUAUGCAUGGAAUCUUUCCCUGUCAUGUCGGCAUGCAGGUGCGACUUAUCGCGAAGUUGGAUGCUGACAAAGGAAUGAUUCAAGACACCGUUGGCACCAUCAUGGAUUUUGAGUUUCACAGCCAAGAUCGCCGACGCUAUUCUCACUGCGCUGGUGGAGAUCUGUUUUCGCCACGGUAUUUGCCGUCAGGCAUUUGGCUGUCCAUUGAUGGUUUCCAGGGAUGUUCUGACUGGAUGAAUUUGAUGGACUUAUGCCGGCAACAUGUCCCAGAUGAUGCAACGGCCGAAAAGUUGGCUCGCAGCUUCUGGUUUUUGCCUGCGGAAGAAAUUGUCGUGAAAUUCUCCAGCACGCAGAAUUACCAGGUGCGCCGCUGUGGAUUCAGGAUGACGCAUGCAAACUUCUUUACAAGCACAGGGUCGCAGGGUUUGACUUUGCGGAAAGGCACAGUGGUUGAUUGUGCGCGUUUGCCAGAGAUGGACGACGACAAUUGGUGGCUCCAUCUUUACGUCAUGUUCAGCCGCGUGACGGCUUUGGGUGAUUUAUUAUUGCUACGUCCACCGCCACGGGAUGUUCUCGAACGUGGGCCACCAGCAGCGAUCGCUGAGAAAGUUGCCGCAUUUCAGAAGCGAGCAGAAGAAUGUCGACAAGGGACAUUUUCUAAGUGCCAACGUCGCACUGAACCAUAG